This is a messenger RNA of Thermochaetoides thermophila DSM 1495, 3531 nucleotides long. RefSeq names its product putative aminoadipate protein. Bases 1 to 3531 code for a protein of 1176 amino acids. Lineage: Eukaryota; Fungi; Ascomycota; Sordariomycetes; Sordariales; Chaetomiaceae. The record is from RefSeq and is a predicted model, not a curated record. Gene Ontology annotation, biological process: L-lysine biosynthetic process. Gene Ontology annotation, molecular function: L-aminoadipate-semialdehyde dehydrogenase [NAD(P)+] activity. The transcript has 3 exons.
AUGGCUCAGCUUCCCGACCCGACCGUCGACCUGGACUGGUCGGGCUAUGUAGGCUCGAUCCAGGAGCACUUCCGCGCCCAGGCCGAGGCCCAUCCCGACCGCACUUGCGUAAUCGAGACCAAGUCGUCGACGACUCCCGAGCGCAGGUUCACCUAUCGCCAAAUCUACGAGGCGUCCAACACCCUGGCCUGGUAUCUGCACAAGGCCGGCAUUACCAAUGGCGACGUCGUUAUGAUCUGGGCCCACCGCUCGGUCGACCUAGUGGUGGCUUUGAUGGGCAUUCUGUCGUCCGGUGCUACCAUGACGGUGCUUGAUCCCGCCUACCCGCCCGCGAGACAGAAGAUCUACCUGGAGGUCUCCCAGCCCCGUGCUCUCCUCCGCAUCGGCCGUGCCACCGACGAGAACGGCCCGCUUGCCCCCAUGGUCCAGAAGUACAUCGAUGAUGAGCUACAGCUCAAGACCGAGGUUCCCGAGCUUCGUCUGCGCGACGACGGCAUCCUGUACGGCGGCGAGGUAGACGGCCAGGACAUCUUCGCCAGCGUCAGACACCUCGCUUCCGCCCCCCCUGAUGUCAUCGUUGGCCCGGAUUCAAAUCCUACACUUUCUUUCACCUCUGGCAGCGAGGGCCGUCCUAAGGGUGUGCUGGGCCGCCACUACAGCCUGGUCAAGUACUUUGGCUGGAUGGCCAAGCGCUUUAACCUCUCGUCCGAGAGCAGGUAUACCCUGUUGUCCGGUAUUGCCCACGACCCCGUGCAGCGCGACAUCUUCACCCCUCUUUACUUGGGUGCUCAGCUCCUUGUACCUUCGCGCGAGGAUAUCCAACACGAGAAGCUCGCUGAGUGGUUCCGUGAGCAUAAGCCUACCGUCACACACCUUACCCCUGCCAUGGGACAGAUUCUUGUUGGCGGUGCCACGGCAGAGUUCCCCGAGCUGGAGCACGUCUUUUUUGUUGGUGAUGUGCUCACCACCAGAGACUGCCGCGCCCUGCGCCGCCUGGCAAUUAAUGCCAACAUCAUCAACAUGUACGGCACCACCGAGACGCAGAGAGCUGUCAGUUACUUCGAGAUCCCGAGCCGUGCUCGGGAUCCCGAUUUCCUUGACAGACUCAAUAGGGACACAAUCCCCGCCGGCAAGGGUAUGGAGAAUGUCCAGUUGUUGGUCGUAAACCGGGACGACCAAAAGACAAUGUGCAAGGUGGGCGAGGUUGGCGAGAUCUUUGUUCGCGCUGCUGGUCUUGCCGAAGGCUACCUUGGCGAUCCUGAGUUGAAUGCGAAGAAGUUCUUGAUGAACUGGUUCGUUGAUAACCAGAAAUGGGUGGAGCAGGACCAGAAGAUCAACAAGAACGAACCCUGGCGCCGCUACUACAAGGGCCCCAGGGACAGACUUUACCGGACCGGCGAUUUGGGUCGUUAUCUUGAAUCGGGCGAUGUCGAGUGCGUCGGUCGCGCUGAUGACCAGGUCAAGAUCCGUGGCUUCCGUAUCGAGCUCAAUGAUAUCGAUAGCAAUCUAAGCCAGAAUCCCUUGAUCCGGGACUGCAAGACUCUCGUCCGGAGAGAUCGCAAUGAGGAGCCCACGCUUGUCAGCUAUAUCGUGCCAGAGACUAGGGAAUGGCAACGCUGGCUCCAGGACCGUGGUCUUGCGGAUGUAGAGGACGAAGGUGUGGAAAUGGGUCCCGUCCGCGUCUUCCUGAAGAAGUACCGCCGGAUGCAGACAGAGGUCCGCGACCAUCUUAAGACCCGUCUGCCUACUUACGCAGUGCCAUCCAUUUACAUCGUCCUCAACAAGCUGCCCCUCAACCCGAACGGCAAGGUCGACAAGCCAAACCUUCCUUUCCCCGAUGUUGCUGAACGUGUCGAGGAUGCCUCCGAGGAGGAUCUCAAGAACUGGGAAUCUCUUACCGAGACCGAGAAGACUGUCGCCCAGAUGUGGGCUGAUCUCAUCCGCGGUCUCAACCCCAAGACCGUCAAAAGGGACAACAGCUUCUUCGAUCUCGGUGGCCACAGUUUGCUUGCUCAGCAGUUCUUGCUCUCUGUCCGCAAGAAGCUGGGCACCGAUGUACCGAUUGGCACCCUUUACGAGCACGCGAGUCUGGCUGGAUUCAGCGCUCAGGUCGACAAGCUCAAGAGCCAUGAUGCUGGCAAGGUUGGCCCCGAGGCUGGUGAGGCUGCUUAUUCCAAGUCCUUGGACGAGCUGCUGCACCAGCUUCCCGCUCAAUACCAGGCGGUUAAUCUGGAUGCUUUCAACUCUGCCGAGAAGCUGACUGUCUUCCUCACGGGUGCCACUGGUUUUCUGGGUUCAUACCUUGUGCGGGAAAUUAUGGAGCGCACAGCGAAGCCCGUCAAGCUUAUUGCUCAUGUUCGUGGCGUUAAGGAGCCGUCGGCAGCAUUCACUCGCCUGCGGCGCUCUCUUCAGGGCUACGGUCUGUGGAAGGAUGAGUGGUCCAGUAGGCUCAGUGCUGUCGUCGGUGACCUGUCCCAGCCCAACCUCGGCAUGGAUGAUGCUACCUGGCAGACGCUUGCCCAGGAGGUCGAUGUGAUCAUUCAUAACGGUGCUACCGUGCACUGGGUCAAGCGCUACCAAGACAUGAUGGCAUCUAAUGUUCUGUCGACCGUUGACGCCAUGAAGCUCUGCAAUGAGGGCAAGCCCAAGGUGUUCUGCUUCGUCAGCUCCACUAGUGUGCUCGAUACCGAUUACUACAUCAAGCUCUCCGAGGAGCAAACAAGGACUGGCCAGGGUGCCGUUCUGGAAGAGGAUGACAUGGAGGGCAGCCGCACUGGUCUCGGCACUGGCUACGGCCAAACCAAGUGGGUGUCUGAGCAGCUGAUCCGCGCUGCCGGUAAGCGGGGUCUUGUCGCCUCAAUCGUCCGCCCUGGCUACAUCCUGGGUGACUCGGAGACUGGUGUCUGUAACGUAGACGACUUCCUGAUCCGCAUGCUUAAAGGCUGCAUCCAGCUCUCUGCCCGCCCGCGCAUCAUCAAUACUGUCAACGCUGUCCCCGUCAAUCACGUCGCUCGCGUUGUCGUCGCUUCGGCGUUCAACCCCAUCUCCCAGGGCGCCAACGUCAUCCAUGUCACGGCUCAUCCCCGUCUGCGCAUGAACGAGUACCUCUCCAUCCUCGAGUACUACGGCUAUCUCACUCCCGAAGUCAGCUACGAUGAGUGGAAGGUCGAGCUCGAGAAGUUCGUGUCGGCCGGCGCGCUCGAGAAAGAUCAAGAGCAGCACGCACUCAUGCCGCUCUACCACUUCUGCAUGAACGACCUGCCGGCGAACACGCGUGCGCCCGAGAUGGAUGAUCGCAACGCGGUCAAGGUUCUCAAGCUGGAUGCCGACCGCUGGACGGGUGUCGAUGAGAGCACUGGUGCGGGUAUCACCAGGGAAGAUGUCGGCCGGUACCUGUCGUACUUGGCUGAGAUCAAGUUUGUUGCCAAGCCGACCGGCAGGGGCAGGCCACUGCCGCAGAUGAAGGCGGAUGUGCUAGCUGCCUUGGCUGUUGGCGGCGCUGGUGGCCGUGCUGCUGCGCCGGGCCAUUAG